Molecule: messenger RNA, 1932 nt
Organism: Notothenia coriiceps (black rockcod)
Lineage: Eukaryota; Metazoa; Chordata; Actinopteri; Perciformes; Nototheniidae
Gene: ccdc92
Product: coiled-coil domain containing 92
Exons: 5
Coding region: 237-1220 (327 amino acids)
Source: RefSeq, a predicted model, not a curated record
CUAGCACCUCCCUGAAAACUGCUGCUUCAACAUUUCAUGUCCUGCAAGCUCAGGGAGAUGACAGUGACACAGCCGCCCUCCCCUCGCAGCCGACCGAGAGGCGAAGCCCCUGUCAGCAUCACCGACAUGCCCCGGGAGGCAGGACGCUGUUAGCCGGUGGGGCUCGUCUCUCUCUCAACGAUCAUCUUCAACCUUUCACAACAUAUUCGACGACUGCGUUCAUUUAGCCACAAGCCAUGGCAUCAUCAAAUGUAACACUGGAGAAUCAGCUGCACAGUGCCCAGAAGAACCUGCUCUUCCUGCAGCAGGACCAUGCCAGCACGUUGAAGGGUCUACACACAGAGAUCCGCAGAUUGCAACAGCAAUGCACAGAUCUGACAUAUGAGCUCACUGUGAGAAGCUCUGAUUCCUCAGACAGCGGUGAGGCCCGCUGCAAGGAGCUGCAAAGGAGAUGUGAGGAGCUGGAGGUCCAGCUGAAGAAGAAGGAGGAGGAGAACACAGAGCUGCUCAGGGACCUUGAGCAGAAGAACGCUAUGAUCUCCGUCCUGGAAAACACCAUAAAGGAGAGGGAGAAGAAGUACCUGGAGGAGCUCAAGAUGAAGAGCCACAAGCUGGCUGUUCUGUCCGGGGAGCUGGAACAGAGAGCCAGCACGAUUGCUUACCUGACCUCGCAGCUUCACGCCACCAAGAAGAAGCUGUUAGCCGGCAGUUCAUCUGAGGCCAGCCCCAACGUCAGUCCAGUCACAUCUUACAAGCCCACGCCUCCACCGGCCAAAGACAGGCAGCCUGAAACCCCGCGGCGCCGCAUGAAGAAGAGCCUCUCACAGCCCCUUCACCCAGAGCUGACGGAGGUGUAUCGGCUCAGCUCAGACGGCAGGCGGAUGGUCAUGCGGGAGACGGUAGAGGCCAUGCCCGACCCCACACCCUUCCUGCAGGCCGGGAGAGACUCUCCAGAACCACAGGUGCGGGAGCGACCUGCCGUUAUCCCUCCCAUCGCCUCUGAGCGCUCCCCCCUCACUCCCCUGGGGGCUGCGUCCAGCCCUCGCCACAGCCCCGCCCGGGACCGGCAGUACAGGGCUCAUGUCGGUGUGGCGCACCGCAUCUCCCACAGCACCUCUCCCAUGGCCCCCCCGCAGGCAGAGCUGGAGACUCUGGCAGUGGACCAGGUCAAAGACGAGAAGGUCGUGAGGAAGCGCUCGGGAACCGACAGGACAGUUUAACACUGUGAAGCUAACAUGCACAGCAACACAUCUACUGUAUAACACUGCAACUGCAGGAUGGAGCCUGACCCACUGUGUAGCCUGCUUUUUACACUGCAAUAUGAAACAAACUACUCAAUUCUGUUCAUGGUAUUCCAUAAAGACUUGUUUUCUCUUAUAAUACAUUAGAAAGUGACUACUAUAAAGCAUGCCAAACGUUUCUUAUUUACAAACCAAUGAGAUAUUGUAUUAUACACAUCUUGAUUUUUUCCUUUGAUUUUCUCUUCAUUUUGUCUUAUGCGGUGCAACACAUCCUCAGCCAAAUAUCUGCAUCAGUGCCUGCUCGACCGGAUCGACCAUAGACAAGCUGUGCAGUGAAGUCAUGGCUCAUAUUUAUCUUUACAUAUCUCUGUCUGCUUCACAACAGUCUGGACAUAUCAACACACUAUAUACCCAGAUGUCUGCAGCUACGUAGGAUAGAACUGAAGUUAUUAAACUAAUACUCCCCGAAUGUCUUUCAUCUUCUUGUGAUAUCGGUGAUAUAUUACCGUUACUGUAGGUACGAGCUGCAAACAUGUGCAUUGGAGAUUUGCUGGUGAAAGAGCUGUAAUUUCACCUUUCUUUUGUUAGCCUGCAGCAGUGAUGCACAUGUGUACAUCCAGUACAAAGUGGUGAGCAUAUUUGUGUGUGUGUGUGUGUGUGUGUGUGUGUGUGUGUGUGUGUGUGUGUGUGU